AUGGGCAAGAAGGGCAAGGGCGCCGCGCCGGGCGACGCGAAGGCGGACGCGCGGACCCUGUUCGUUCGGGGCAUCGCAAAGGAUGCCACGGAGCAGUCUAUCGAGGCACACUUCUCCGAGAUCGGCCCGGUCAAGCGCACCAUCCUCGUGAAGAAGAAGGGCUCGGAAGAACACCGCGGAUUCGGGUUCGUGCAUUUCGCCCUCAAGGAGGACGCGGAGCGCGCCGCGAGCGAGCUCAACGGCACGCCUCUGCUCGGCAAGGCGCUCCUGGUCGAAGUUGCGCUGAAGCGGCACCGCGCGGGCGGCGAGCCGGAUGCCACGGCGCCGCCCGCCGUCGCGCACAAGGCUCGCGCCACGCGCAAGGAGCGUCCGGACGACGCGGGCGCCGCGCCGGAGCCCGCGCCGAAGAAGCAGAAGCAGGAGCCGGACGCGGCACCGAAGGCCCCGGCGGCCGGCGGCAGCAGCUACCAGCGCCGCGCGCGGUCCGUCGCGCUGGGCAACCUGACGCAGGAGACCCUCGGUGCCGCGAUCCGGAUGGCCCGGUCGGCGGGGGACGUCGAGGCCGUGGUGAAGCCGAUCUCCGAGGCGGACAUGGAGCGCGAGCACCUGCGGAAGGACGGGUGCCGCGGGGCGACGUGCGUGGUGGUGUACAAGACGGUCAAGGACGCCAUGGCAGCGGUGAAGGCGUUGCAUGGGCAGGAGGUGAUCGCGGACCGCGGGAAGGCGAAGAAGAAGCGGGGCAAGGGCAAGCGGGCCGCGGGGGACUCGAGUGACGAGGCGGAGGAGGAUGCGGAGGGGGGGGGUGUCGCGGCGCGGGUGUGGGCGCGGCAGGUCGGGGGCGAGGGGUCGCACGUGAAGAAGUGGCGGCUGAUCGUGCGGAACGCGGCGUUCGGCAUGACGACGGACCACGUGCGGAAGGCGUUCCGCAAGGCGGGGGUGUUUGUGUGGGACAUCACCAUGCCCAAGGGGCCCGACGGACGGACGCGCGGGUACUGUUUCGUGUCGUUCACGACGCAGAAGGACGCCGAGGAGGGCAUCCGGGCGGUGAACGGGCAGAAGCUGCACGGCCGCGUCGUGGCCGUGGACUGGGCGGUGAGCAAGCGCGAGUACGAGGCGAGCAAGGGCGCGAAGCCGGCGGACGCGGCCGGGGACGACAGCGAGAGCGAGAGCGAGAGCGAGAGCGAGAGCGAGAGCGGGGAGGAGAGCGGGAGCGAGAGCGAGGGUGCGCUGACGUCGAGUGAGUCGGGGGGGGAGGAGUCGUUGUCGUCUGACAGCGGCGAGGACGGCGCGGUCGGGGGCGUCGAGGAGCGCGGGAUGAUGCAGCGGCUCGCGCGCGACGUCGUCAAGGGACACGAGGCGGACGGUGACGACGACGGGGACAGCGACGAUGGUGACGACAGCGAGUCGGAGACGGAGAGCGACGACGACGACGACGACGACGACGAUGCGAAGGAGGAGGCGUCUCGCAAGAAGGUCCAGGCGCCGGCGCGCAGGCCGCAGGCGAGCGCUCAGGCCGCCGACGGCGCGGGCGAGAUAUCGACGACGGUGUUCGUGCGCGGGCUGCACGCGGACACCACGCCGGAGGUCCUGCGGCUGCGGUUCGAGGCGUUCGGGCCCGUGCGGAUGGCACGCAUCGUGAAGGACAAGGCGACGGGGCGGCCCAAGGGCACGGCGUUCGUCGAGUUCCGCGCGCCCGAGGGCGCGGCGCGCGCGGCGGAGGCGUCUCGCCGCGCGCAGGCGAACAAGGGGCCGGCGAUCACGGUCGGCGGCGCGGAGGUCAAGUGCGACGUGGCGCUCACGGGCGAGGGCGCGCGCGGGCUCGGGCAGACCAUCGCGGACAAGAAGCGCCGCGGCGACAAGCGCAACCUCUACCUGGCGCAGGAGGGCGCGAUCGAGGCCGGGACGCCGGCGUUCGAGGGCAUGUCGGAGUACGACCGGCGGAAGCGCGAGCGCGCCGCCGCGGAGAAGAAGACCAAGCUCGCGAGUCCGAACUUCUUCGUGUCGACGACGCGCCUGUCCGUGCGCAACAUCCCGCCCUCGUGGGACGAGGAGAAGCUGCGGCGCGCGUUCGAGAAGGCCGUGAAGCGGCGCGCGAGCAAGGCGCGGCCGCGCAUCAAGCAGUGCAAGAUCCUGCGCGAGGAGGCGAACGCGGAGGGCGUGGCGCGCAGCAAGGGCCUGGGGUUUUUGGAGUUUUCCGAGCACGAGCACGCGCUGUGCGCCCUCCGCGAGACCAACAACAACCCCGCGGUGUGGGGCGCCGAGCGCCGGCCGAUCGUGGAGUUCACGAUCGAGAACGCGAAGGUCGUCAAGAUGCGCGAGGACAAGGCAGCGAAGCAGCGCGCGCGGGCCAAGGAGCAGCAGCAGCAGGCGGGCGCGGACGGGCAGCGCAGGCGCAGCCGGAGCCAGCGGCGGCAGGAGCGCAAGGCGCUCGAGCGCGCCGCGGCGGCGGCGGGCGCGGACGGCGACGGGGCGGCGACGGGGCGGCGGGGGCGCGGAAGCGGAAGCAGCGGGCCGCGAAGGAGGAGGCCGGGGGCGGCCGCGGGCGGAACUCCAGGAGGGAGGAGCGCGGGGCCGCGCGGGCGCGGGCGCGCGGCGAGGAGGACGCGGCGGCGGCGCGGCGGCGGUCGGAGGAGGCGCAGCUGCACGCAGUGGCGACGCUGGCGGCUGCCGACGGGCGGGGCGCGGGGCGGGGCGCGGAGAAGCCGGGCAAGCGGAAGCGCGGGAAGGAGCAGCACGACCGGCUGGACGCGCUGA
Pedinophyceae sp. YPF-701 is the source of this 2754-nucleotide messenger RNA. NCBI's taxonomy places the organism in Eukaryota, Viridiplantae, Chlorophyta, Pedinophyceae. The record is from the annotation of a GenBank genome assembly.